AAGAAGAAGAAGAAGAAGAAAAGAAGAAGAAGAAAGGAGAAGAAGAAGAAGAAGAAGAAGAAGAAGAAGAAGAAGAAGAAGAAAGAAGAGAGAAGAGAGAAGAAGAAGAAAAGAAAAAAGAAGGUCGGCGACCGCGUGGUGGCGCUGCCAGACGCGCGCGCCUGGGCGGAUGUCGUACCGGCGGCGAGCAAGUACGUGUAUUCGGUGCCGGAGACGAUGCCGCUGCAGUCCAUGCGGUGCUGA
Penaeus monodon (black tiger shrimp) is the source of this 243-nucleotide messenger RNA. RefSeq names its product ADP-ribosylation factor-like protein 6-interacting protein 4. The transcript is spliced from 4 exons. The annotation marks the transcript as partial. The record is from RefSeq and is a predicted model, not a curated record. NCBI's taxonomy places the organism in Eukaryota, Metazoa, Arthropoda, Malacostraca, Decapoda, Penaeidae.